This is a messenger RNA of Oryzias latipes (Japanese medaka), 2282 nucleotides long. RefSeq names its product SH3 domain-binding protein 5. Gene Ontology annotation, molecular function: protein kinase inhibitor activity. Gene Ontology annotation, biological process: intracellular signal transduction. The record is from RefSeq and is a predicted model, not a curated record. Gene Ontology annotation, cellular component: cytoplasm. Lineage: Eukaryota; Metazoa; Chordata; Actinopteri; Beloniformes; Adrianichthyidae.
CCGGUCGUUUUUCUCCACAGUUCGUCCGCUGUCGGUCCUUGAGGUUAAAUGGCUCUCACUGUUUUCUGUGCGGCGGACCUUCCAGCUACAGGACAAGGCAGCCGCUGCAGCCGCUGCUGACGCCAUAGCCCAUCGGAAAGCCUGAGGGACGCGAUGCGCUCUGCUUAAAGGUUUUAAACAGGGCGGCUCGCUGCUGGACACCCCCGCCGUUCAACCCCUCCGGGGGUCGCACUUUUGUUUCCAGCGUGGACACUUUUGCCCCCCAGGAGCUUAGUCGAAUAUAGAAUGGAAACAAAUGGGAAUAAAUGUGAGGAUGAGUCCCAGUGUGCAGAGGAGGAAGAAGAAGUGGAUCCCAGGAUUCAGGGAGAGCUGGAGAAGCUGAACCAGUCCACAGAUGACAUCAACCGCUGGGAGAGCGAACUGGAGGACUUCCGCCAGAGGUUUCGCCUGGUGUUGGCUGAAGCAACGCUGAAACUGGACGACGUGAUGAAGAAGAUCGGACGAGCUGUGGAGGAGUCUAAGCCCUACUGGGAAGCUCGCAAAGUGGCUAGACAGGCUCAGAUUGAAGCCCAACAGGCCACUCAGGAGUUCCAGCGGGCCGUGGAGAUCCUGCGAGCAGCCAAGGAGACCAUUGCUCUAGCCGAAGAGAGGCUCCUGGAGGAGGACACCCGCCAGUUUGACUCUGCCUGGCAGGAAAUGCUCAACCAUGCCACACAGAGGGUGAUGGAGGCGGAGCAAGCCAGAACACGCAGCGAGGCAGAACACAGGAAAACGGCGGCCAACUACAACGCCUGCAUCGGCCACAUGAAGCAGCUGGAGAAGAAACUGAAGCGCUCCAUCAACAAAUCCAGACCCUAUUUUGAACUGAAAGCCAAGUAUUAUCUACAGCUGGAGCAACUGAAGCGCCACGUGGACGAGCGUCAGGCCAAACUGGUGGUUGCCAAGGCAGAGUACCGCAUGGCGCUGCGCAACUUGGAAAGCAUCUCAGAGGAAAUCCACGCCCAGCGCCGGUCCCUCGCCAUGGGAACCAGGGAGCAAGGCGUCGGGGCGGAGGGCGACGAUGGGAACGAGGACAUCUCCAACUUCCCAAUGGAAUCUGACGGCCUGUCCAUGGUGUCGGUGUCCAUCGAGGAGGAAUGCAGUCACAGCUCAGAGGAGGAGGCAGACUUUCACACCUCUUCUUCACACCAAACCCCGCCCUCCUCGCCUUCUUCUUCGUUGUGCUCCCGUCCCUCCACCUCUGCCUCUACCCCCCUCAACCACAUUUUGUACUGCCCUCCCUGCUCCGACCAGUCCUCCUCUCCCCCCUCAUCCUGUCCUGGAGGUGCGGAGGUGGAGAGCCACUGCAGCUCUCACAGCCCCGAUUUGGUGUACGGUUCUGGACACGCCUCACCUCUCUUGGGUCCACGCAGCCGAUGCAGUGGAGCUUCCUCACCGGACUGCGACCAGGAGAGAGGUGACAGAGCAGAGGGAGCCGAGGCCACAAUACAGGCCGGUUUGAACAAGUUAAAUGUAGCUCAAAACCAAGAGGAUUCGGAGGAUGAGCAUCCGCCUUACUCUGACCCGGCCAGCUCCACCAGCAGCAUCCUGCUGCUGAACAGUAUCUGAUCCGAGCCUUCCUCCUCAAACCCUGACUGCAUCUAUAAGUGUUUGGGACGGAGUCCCAUCGAGCCACAGUCUCAUGACCCUCAGUCUUUGUGUUGUGUAAACAUCUGUGUUGUCACAUGAAAGGUGCUCUUGUGUUGUUUACAACAGUAAACUGUAAAACCGUGGACAUUAUAACCAGAAGAAACCUUCGUUCUAAGAGUUUUGGUGGGGAUCUUGUUGGAGGGCAUUACAUGGCAUUUUCUGACCCAUCCUUUAACAAAAAAAUGGAUUAAGAAGCUUCUGUGUUUGCUGAAAACAGUCAGCUUCUGCUCUCCAGGGACAGUCUGUCAGUGGUCUAACUUGAGAACUUCCGUCCAUGCUUACCUGCUGGAGUUACUUCAAAGCAGAACGCAUUGGGAAGGAGAUUAGAAAUGGUUCCAGCAGAACUCGGGCUUCAAACUGGACCCGUCCCGGUUGAGACGGACUGAAUGAAAGUUUGAGCAAACGUGCCAAAGUUCAAGCUGCUUGUCUGAGUGAAUGAUUGCCUUGAGUAAGUGAAUUUUUGACAGCUCAGAUAUUACUGUGUAGAACAGAUAUAUAUUUAUAUUCAUGUAUUCUUGUAUUUGAAGUGUUUUUUUGUGGUUACUGUUGUGUUUGUUUAGAACAAAAUAAGCAAUAAAAAUGUUCCUGUAAGU